Messenger RNA from Microplitis mediator, 783 nucleotides. RefSeq names its product speckle-type POZ protein-like. The record is from RefSeq and is a predicted model, not a curated record. Gene Ontology annotation, cellular component: nucleus; cytoplasm. The coding region runs from base 1 to 783 and encodes 260 amino acids. Gene Ontology annotation, molecular function: ubiquitin protein ligase binding. The transcript is spliced from 2 exons. Lineage: Eukaryota; Metazoa; Arthropoda; Insecta; Hymenoptera; Braconidae. Gene Ontology annotation, biological process: proteasome-mediated ubiquitin-dependent protein catabolic process; regulation of proteolysis.
AUGAGUUCAUUCAUUGAAGCUUCCAAUACUUCUGACUCAAAGAUUUUAAUAACAUCACCUAAGUUCUCAACAAAAGCUAAAAGACAAGAUUUUUGGAAUCUGCUGGUACAGUUAUACGAUGCUAAGUCAGAAGAGAAAGAUGAAGUUGGCCUAUUCUUAAUGUCUUUGAAUGGUAUCGAGCUUACGGUUUUUAAUGAUCCCGUUGACAUUUCUACCAAUGUUCCAUUUAAUGAAUCAAAGGCUUUCAUGGCUCAUGACUAUGAAAAGCUUUAUGAGAGUCAAAUGGGUUCUGAUGUUGAGUUGAUAGUACAAGAAAAAAAAUUUCAAGCUCACAAAUUUGUUUUGAUGGUACGCAGUCCUGUGUUUCAAGCGAUGCUGACCACCGAUAUGAGGGAAAACAGGGAAAAAACGAUCACCAUAAAGAAUAUGGACUCUGAAGUAUUCAAGAGCAUGCUAGAAUUUCUUUACACUGAUAAAGUCAAUGAUUUAGAUAACGUUGCGGAACAAUUGCUCGAAGCCGCAGAUAAAUAUCAAAUUCAUACGCUCAAAGAAAUAUGUGCAGAAUCACUUUGUACGUCUGUGACCAUCGAUAAUGCCUCCAGAUUACUCGCUCUAGCUUAUCUGCACAAUGCAAAAGAAAUGUUGGAGUAUAUUUCAAAUUUUAUUGUAAUUAAUGCAAGUCAUGUGGUAAAAACAGAAGAGUACAAGAUGAUGAAAGAAUUGCAUCCGUGCCUAGUACCUAUUUUAUUUGAUAAACUUGCCGCUUCUUUUGAAAACAAAUAA